Messenger RNA from Pseudonaja textilis, 556 nucleotides. NCBI's taxonomy places the organism in Eukaryota, Metazoa, Chordata, Lepidosauria, Squamata, Elapidae. The record is from RefSeq and is a predicted model, not a curated record.
UUUCUGAUCCCUGAGUGGAUCUUCAGGGCUGACAUGGAGACCUUAUCAAAACUGGAUCAGGAGGCUGGAGGGCUUCGUAGCUGGCAGGUGAAUUUGGGCUGUGAGCUCAGGGAAGACGGGAGCAAAGGAGGGUUUUUGCACUAUGGCUACGAUGGGAUGGACUUCAUCAGCUUCGACAAGGAGACCCUCAGAUGGGUGACAGCUCAGCCCCUGGCCCAGAAGGUCAAGGAGGAGUGGGAGGAGGAUCCAAGAUGGUCCCAGGAAAGUAAAGUCUUCCUGGAGGAGACCUGCAUUGCGUGCCUGCAGAGAUAUCUGUCCUACAAGAAGGCGACUCUGGAGAAGAUAGAGCCUCCAGUGGGGAAGGUGACCCAUAAAGUGGAGGAUGAGAGGCUGGAGGUCCUCACCUGCCAGGCCUUUGGCUUCUAUCCCAAGGAGAUCCAGGCCAUCUGGACCAGGGAUGGAGAGGCCUGCAAGUAUGAGACCCUCCUUAAGAACGUGGCCCCCAACUCAGAUGGGACCUAUUAUGUCCAGCUCAGCAUUGAGAUCGACCCCAAGG